CUGAAAACUGAGCACAAAAAAAAGAAAGUUUUUACAAAAACAGGUUAAAACAAUUUUUUUUUACCUGAACGGGAGUCGUGCACGCUAGCGCGAGGCUAACUGGCACCGGGACUCGAUCGCAUCUCUUUUGAAACGGGAGUAUCGAACAACACACAGCAAACAAACACUACCAAACACAACAAAUUUUUACACAAAUAAACGUUGUCGCGGGGUCUCUCCCUCUCCGAUUUUUGGUCGUUGCGGUGGGCGUACCUCCUUAUUCUCACUUCUUGACCGUGGCGUUUUCCUCUAAUUGGUUCUCUUUGGGGGGGUGAGUCCCUUCCUUUGGGUCUACUAGGAAAAUUUGUCGCCCGAUUGGUUUCUCACUUUUCUUCGCCCCCUCGGUCCUUCUCGGGGUUCGCCUACCCGUAUCCCUUUAAAAAGCCCCGGACCGCUCAUUCCGCACUCAGUUUCUCACCUUCCGCUCUUCCGUGAUUUUCCUACCUGUUCGAGAUGUUCGCCACAGUAGUGCUUUGUGCUGGUGUCCUGGUUCGGUUUGUGAGGGCUGUGAUCUCUACUCUGGCUCCGAUCUUCGAUCCAGUGGUUCGUGUCCUUAGUUGACGUCGUCCUGCCUGGGUCCCAUAAAAGCCUGUAGGCUGGGUAAGUUUCGUUUUUUUUUUGUUUAAAUUAUCCAAUGUGUGAUGUUCCCCUUUUUGGGUAUUACUUUCUCCUAUUUGUGUUUUUUUUAUAGGCCGACCGUCAGGUCCCGGCUACGCCACCGCCCUUUCCGGCUUCUGAUUUUGAGGACUUCCCGGAGGAAGAGUCCUUUAUUUACUCUACCUUGCCAUACGCAGACUCCCUGGUGGAUUGACAUUGGGUCUUUUUGCCCCUUAUGCCGUCAGCCAAGCCACACUCCUCCGACCAUCGAGCGGGAGUACUACCGUGAUUAUGACAGGUUCGUCUUUGAUUCCCGGUCCCCUGUUGUUCGGGAGUCCUUCCCCGACUCCUGGAUUGAAUGUCACCACGAGUCCUGGGAGGAUCACGCGGCCUGGAGGAUCUGCUCGAUCUGCCGUUGCCGCUUUGAUCAUCCACCCCAUAUGAAGCGUCUCCGGGGCAAGGGUCUAAGUAUUUAUGUUUUUUUUUUGUUGUGUCAGCUCUUUAAAUGAUUGUGGCUAAUAAGAAAUUUUUGUUUUGUUUACAGAACUGGAUCCGCAUUCCCGGCAGCAAGUGCUGUCCAGCGAUGAGCGACGCCGACUUAUUUUAAGAUUUUGUAAUUGCGUUCUGCGUGCGAUACUUUGUCAUAAUGUUUUCUGUACUGCGUACUAUGCUUAUUGUCCGUAUUUCGUAUGAGUCUGUGUGUUAGAGUGUCGUUUUUUUGCAUUUUUAUGUACUCAUAUGUAUUUGUUUUUGUGUGGUUCAAAAUAAAUCUUAAAA
Nasonia vitripennis (jewel wasp) is the source of this 1413-nucleotide messenger RNA. RefSeq lists its product as uncharacterized. The record is from RefSeq and is a predicted model, not a curated record. Bases 681 to 1145 code for a protein of 154 amino acids. The transcript has 2 exons. Lineage: Eukaryota; Metazoa; Arthropoda; Insecta; Hymenoptera; Pteromalidae.